GAAUUUUUACUUGCCUAUUUGUUAAGUUGUCACAAAUGUCAUGAGUUAUUAUAUUUCAACAUUAAAAAAUUGUAUUUUAGGUUGUCUCUGCCUUUGCUGCAAUGCUUUCAAACGAAAUGCACGACCCUUGCCAAGACCCAUAACAAGAGUACCAUGUCCAAGAAAAUUAGGGAUAUCUGCGUCGAGUCCAGUUAUAAAGCACACUUGCAAAGUUUCAUGUAGAUACUCUGCACCUGUGAUAAGAAGCAAAGAAGUACGAGAAGAUGUUGAUGACAUUCCUAUUUGCACUUUCGCUUCUUGCUCACCAACAUGUCUAGUAAAACCAUCAACAAUCAACAAAUCAACAUGUUCAAAUUGAUCGUUCUUGCCGCUACUUUGGCUUACGCCUCCGCCGGCUUGGUUGCCGUAGGACACCAAACCUCCGUCUCCAGCCACAGCUCCGUCGUCGCCCACCCAUCUCCAGUCGUGCACGCCGUUCACGCUGCUCCAGUCGUCCAUGCCGCCCCAGUUGUCCACGCUUCCCCAGUAGUAGUCAAAACCGUCGCCGCUCCAGUCGUAGUCAAAACUGUUGCUGCUCCAGUCGUCCCAGUGGUCAAGGCUGCCCCAGUCGUUGCCGUUCACUCUGCUCCACUUGUACACACCGUACCAGUCGUCAAGACCCUUCAUGCCGCCCCCCUUGUACAUGUUCAUUAAAUUUACGUCUGUGAUAUUUGCAAUAAAA
Messenger RNA from Aethina tumida (small hive beetle), 721 nucleotides. RefSeq names its product A-kinase anchor protein 14. The transcript is spliced from 4 exons. Bases 310 to 693 code for a protein of 127 amino acids. NCBI's taxonomy places the organism in Eukaryota, Metazoa, Arthropoda, Insecta, Coleoptera, Nitidulidae. The record is from RefSeq and is a predicted model, not a curated record.